ACGCUGUUUGAGUUUAUUCCUCGCAGACUGGCGUUGCGAUAGUCUCGUGUUUUUGAGUUCUCUGCAAACUCUCUCGGCAGCGGAAGUUGACAGCCUGAUUUCAUGUUUUUGGCUUACUCAGCGGAAGCCAAACGUCAAAGUUGAUUUCUUGCUUCUACAUAAUAAUUGAUCAUCUGAAGCAACCUGAAUGUAUGGACAGUGAGAUCAAGGAUGUUUGAAGAAUGCUUCGGGAACGGACCAUUCAUUUUCAGAAUCAACGAAAAUGGUUCCGGACCGAUGCUUUUAAUGCAGGUGUGUCUAGAGAGGGGUUGGAGAGAAUACAACGGUGACACCGAAGGAUGGAACCUAUGGUGGAGAACUUCAGGAUUUCCAGUUAGUCAUCACAGGAGUCUAUAUGCUUGGCAGUAUCUCAACCAUAUUCCAAAAGGUUCUACAAUAUGCAGAAAAGACAAUCUAGUUAGAUAUUUAAGAUGCAUGCGAAAAGUAUACGGUUCUAUUUAUGAUUUCAGCCCCCAUGGGUACAAUCUUCCAUUAGAAUAUACCAAGUUAGCUGCUGAAUGUAGCAGAGGUAGGCCAUAUAGUGGAAAAGAGGAUAUAGGAAAAUACUUCGAAGACAGGCCCAUUUGGAUCUGCAAACCAGUCGCUCAAAGUCAAGGUCGAGGAAUUUUUUUAUUUAGGAAACUAAGCGAGCUUAACUACGAUACAAAUACGAUAGUUCAAAGGUAUAUUGAAAAACCUUUACUAAUAGGAGGGUACAAAUUCGACUUACGGCUCUACGUAUGCAUUCCAUCAUACCACCCUGUAACUAUUUACAUGUACAGAGAGGGUCUUGCCAGAUUUGGCACGGAUAAAUUUAGCUUAAAUGAUCUACGAAACCCUUUUAGGCAUUUGACGAAUUCGUCGAUUAACAAACUGGGACCAGGCUAUACGGAAAUGAAGGAUCGCGUAGGAUCAGGUUGUAAAUGGACACUUCGGCAAUUACGAAGAUAUUUCCAACAGGCUGGCAUUUCAGACUGGUUGUUAUGGCAACGAAUAACUUCACUGGUAAUCCUGACGGUACUAAGCCAUGUUAGUCAGAUUCCUCCCACUGUAAAUUGUUUCGAAUUUUUUGGAUUCGAUGUCUUGAUCGACAGUUCUCUAAGACCCUGGCUACUCGAAGUCAAUUUAAGUCCUGCUUUAAGCAACGACUGUGAUGCUGAUAGAUUAGUUAAGAAACCAAUGCUGCAUGAUAUGUUUGAUCUUUUGGGAUUACCAUUAUACAACACUGGUUUGGCAAUAUUCGACAUAUUUUCUGACGAACCAGAUGAUAUAUUAUUCUAUUUAUAUUAUAGGGAAGAUCAAGAAAAUUCCAAGUUGUCGCUAAUGAACACUAUAUCGGUGGUAAAUGCAGCGGGAAGAUGGAGGAGAAAACAAAAGAAAAUGUCAGCUAUUCAGUCUAGGUCCAAUUCUGCCAUACGAAUCAAAAGUAGGGCUACAUCUGCCAACAAUUUUCAAAAGACUUAUAUAACAUUGCCAAAGGUUCAUGUAGAUGUUCGGCCAGUAGCUUCUCCAAUUCAUAAUGGAACCAAUAGAGCAGUCUGUGAUGAAUAUAAAAAAUCAGAAUGUAAAACUUGGGGAAAUGGUCGGGACUGGAACUUUCCAAAGCCAAGAGAAGGUGGAUGGGUACGAAUCUGGCCUUUUGCAUUAGAAGUUCAAAACAAACAAAGUAACGGCAAUAAUAAUAGUAACCAGAUAAAAAAUAUGGUAAACAAAGUCAUAAAAUUUACGAAGAAAGCCAAGGAACUAGCCAAGAAACAUCCUGUGGCAUCUGAAUGUCAACUCAGCGAAUUUUUACAAGCAGAAAUGGAUAUGACUGGUGAUAUAUGGAUUCCUCCGGUUUAAGUGUUUAUCACAGCAUACAAUUGGACCUAUAUAAGUUUAUUUACGGUACACUAUAAAAUUCUAUCAAUGCCAAUAUUUCUGCUUUUUUUAUCUAGUCAAACAAAAACCGCUUUAAAAAGCGGGUAAUCCUAAAGCGGCAAGAUGUAGGUACACUUUUUAUAAUCAGAACAUCAUCAAAAAUAUGUAGACCAAUAUACUGUGACCAUGUGUUCUAGUGAACAGAAUUUUAAUUAAACCCUUAACUACUGACGUAAAUGUUUUAGGACUUAGACUCUGACCUGCAGUAUGUCAUACCGUUGCAUUCUUCUUCUUCUUCUACGGCACUACAGCCCAAAUUAAGCCUUGGCCUCCUGUAUUUUUUGCCUCCACCCUUGCUUGUCUGUGGCUGCUCUUCUCCAUACACGGACCCCGAAAAGGGCUUGUGCGUCGCUGUUUACUGUGUCUUCCCAGCGUUUUCUUGGCAUUAAAACCGGUCUUUUCCCCUGCAUUCUAGCAUUCAGGGCUUUUUUUGGUAGCCUAUCCUCUCCCGAUCUUAUCACAUGUCCGGCCCAUUGCAAUCUUUGUAUUCUAAUGAAGUGUGACAGGGGUGCUUCCUUAUAAAGUUGAUAAAGUUUGUUGUAUCGACUUCUGAAAAUUCCGUUUUCCAUCACAGGUCCUAGUAUUCUCCUCAGUACUUUCCUUUCGAAUGUAUCGAGUUUGUUUUUGGAUGUUUCUUUCAGGACCCAGGCUUCACUGCCAUAGCAUGUUAUUUGUAUUUGUAUUUGGGUGGACACUUUUAGACCGAAAUAUAUGGGAGAGGGCAAACUAAGCUCUGUUUGCCUGCGAUAUUCUCUUCCGUAUUUCCCCGUCUUCUGAUCGGUCGGCAUAUAUUUCUACUCCCAGGUAAGUAAACUUUCCAACCGUUUCAAUGUCAUCUUCAUGUAUAAUGUUUUGUGGGACUAUAUUUCUUCUCGCCUGAAUCACUAUUUUUGUUUUUUCUGUGUUAAUUUCAAGACCUGGCAUUUUUGUUUGUGUUUUUAACUCUGCGUAUGUUGCCUGGGUUCCUGUUGAUGUUCUACUCAUAAUAUUAAUAUCAUCGGCAUAAGCGACCAAUUGAACCGUUCGGUUGGUCAGUAAGUUUCCUCGUCCAGUUUGCAUUUGCCUAACCGCAUAAUCCAGUGCCAGGUUAAACAAUGUUGGGGCCAGCCCAUCUCCCUGCUUUAUACCCUGCGAAAUUUUGAAAAAGUCUGUCCGGUGGUUUUGUAUUCGUACACAUGCCUGAGUUGCAUCCAUUGUGGAUUUAAUGAGUCUUAUUAGCUUGUGUGGUAUUGCUAAUUCAGCCCAUAUAUAGUAUAGUUUGUUCCUUUUGACUGAGUCGUAUGCCUGUUUGAAGUCUACAAACACGUUGUGAACAUCAAUAUCGUGUUCCCAUGAUUUGCUCAAGAUCUGUUUGACUGUAAAUAUUUGAUCCAGUGUCGAUCUUCCCCGUCGGAAGCCCGUCUGAUAAUCUCCAAUAAUAUUUUCUGUUAGUGGUUGGAGCCGCUGGUUUAUAAUAUACCUGAGGACUUUAUAUGCUGUACAUAGUAGAGAGAUUCCACGGUAGUUUUUGCACUGGAGUUUGUCUCCUUUUUUAUAGAUCGGGCAUACUAUACUUUUCUUCCAGUCGUCGGGUAUUUUUUCUUCUUGUCAUAUGUCUUUGAUGAGCCCGUGGAUGUGACUUGCUAGGUGGUCGCCACCUACCUUAUACAGUUCUGCUGGUAUUUCGUCAACUCCCGGAGCUUUAUUGUUUUUCUAGGCCUUAGUAGCUUCGAGAACUCCCUCUAUAGAGUUGGAGCUUCUACUCCAUUUUUCUUCUACAUCUAUUAGGAGCUUCUACUCCAUUACCUACUUCAUUCUCUUCUACGUAGUUCAUACCCAUUUCAUCUUCCAUGUCUACUUGUGUUCCGUUGCCUAUUCUCCUUUAUAUUCAAUAUGGAUUUGUCUUAUAACACCGUAUUUGUUUUUUACUUCAAUUACGGAAUGAUUCUUCACACUGCUGUAGAAUAAGAUAUUGCUCCAAAUAAAGUAAACUUUAUUUUUCCAAGAAUAUUAUGAACGCAUGCAAUUAAUUAAGAAAAUGGUAAAGGUUCUUACAAAAUCCUUUAUAAAUUGAGUUACAAAAAAACCUUGAGUCUUGGUGACUCAAAAAUAGUAAAAUGGUGCUUUCCACUUGAAGAUAGCACAACUGCAUGAAAUUUCUGGCACAAUAAUAGCGAAAGAAUACAUUGGACUGCUUUUAACUAUGGAAAGGUAAACACUGACAUGCGGUACGUAAUACCGCAAGAAAACUUUACGUCAACGUACAUAGCUCAAAGAUUAAACCAUACUAAAACUGCAGCAGUUGAGAGCUGGUACAAUUACACACCACUUAAAGUUCAAUAAAUGGUGUCCUAGAAAUAUUUUAUAAAACACGUUCUACAACAAAUUUUAUUUUCGGCAAAGUAUGACAUACCGCAUGUCAGUGGUUAAGGGUUAAAUAAAAAUAUUUAAAAAAAAGGUACAAGAAUUUAUUCAAAAUUGCUGUAGAAGAUAUUGUAUGUUAUACAAUGCUCAGAAUUAAGGGCAUAAAAAAGUGAAUCAAUCAUUUGGAUCGCUCAAACAUAUAAGAUGUAAAAUUCUUUAAUUUGACAACUUCAACUACAUCUUUUUCACCAUUAAAGUAAAUGAUAUAAUUGAAGAACUUAUAGAAAAUUGAGCAGGAUAGGAUGCUGUGAUACUGUGCAAAUCUAAAUUAGAUAUAAUUACAAAAAAUUCCGAAUAAAGCCAAAUCACAUAAUAAUGCCGUAAAUGGUAACUUGUAUAGGUCAAAUAUUUAUUUCCCAAAUAUUUUUUGUUUCGCCUUUAACUGCCUACGCAAUGCCAAAAUAAUUGUUAAAACCCUUUGAUAUAUGAAAUAUUUGCCUCCGCGAAUAUUUGAUCUGUUUAAGUUUAUAAUUAAUAAAUUUAAUAUAACUACCAAUUUUCCAGUUUUAUCUGCUUACUCUGAGUCGAUUUUACGUUGUAUACAGAAAAUUUAACCAAAUUCUCAUCACCAAAGAUAACAAAUUUUGAGAAAAUAAAGUGUGUUAUUAGGAGCCAGCUAGAUCACCGUAUCCUUUUCAAUUCUGAUGGGCAAACCCAAGUAUUUCUUAUGUAUAGUUGUGCCAGCAAACUAAGAGAGUCUAUGGAAAUGUGUACUUAAAUAAACUAGAGAUUAUUCCAUAAAACAGGUAGAUCCUUUGUUAAUAGAAUUUCACACCUUGAAGAAUAGCACCCCGCUAAGCUAGAUAUUAAUGACUCUUUUAUAUAUAGUUCUGCUGAGCGGGAUACCAUUGUUCGAGUUGUGAAAUUACAUAAACAAAGGUUUAAUUUUAUAAAACAGGUAGAUUCAUUGUUCAUGGAAUUUCUCAACGCUGACAAUAGAACCCCGCUUAGCUGAAUAUUAAUGACUCUCUUAGACCGAUGCCACAUUAUGCGUUUUGACCGGAUGCGGUGAAAACGCAUCCGUUUCCAACGCAGCCGGACAGACCUGUCACACUAUGCGUUUAGUCUGGUGCAGUUUGUAAGCGCGUACCGAUGACUCAAAACGCAUCCGUUUCCAACGCAACCGGACCGAUUUUUCACACUAUGCGUUUUCACCGGAUGCGGCGGAAACGCAUCCGAUCAAAACGCAUGUCAGAUUAUGCGCAAGUCGGGCGUCGUUGUCAAAAUACAAAAUAAUACUAAAUAAACAAAAAUGUUUUUGCUUAGUAAAAAAUUCUUCUAAUAAUUUAUUUAAUCUGACUCAUUUAUAUAGGCAAUUCAGGCAUGUAUUAUACAUUUUAAAUAGAAGACUUAAAAAUGAUAUUGCCAAUAUUGAUGAGUUGCAUUCCUGGGACGACUUUACUAAAAGAUAGUUCAUUCGAUUACAUGAAAUCAACCCCAACUCAAGAAUAUCCGCCACAAAAAAGCAUAGCAUGUGAUCCGUCUUUAAAAAGACAGCAAAUGCAACGAUGGCAGUAAAAUUCUCGCGCUAGAGAUUCCAUAGUAAAUCACGAGGGAAAACCAGGAAAAAACCUCGUGAUACUAUCCCGACAUCGUAAGUAUUUGGGCUUACAUUUAGUUUACUCUCAAAACUAAUACCAAAUUCUGACUUUGAUGUAUGUAUGCUAUUUUAAAUUAUAAAUAAUAUUAAUAAUACAUAGAUAUUAUAUAAAUAAAACUAAAAUAUAAAAUAUGUACUAACUCGAUAUGUUAACAUAGGCGUAACAAGGGGGGUUUUGGGGGUUAUAACCCCCCCCCCAUUGGGAUGGACUUUGAGCUCUUUACGCUUAACACCAUACCCCUCAGAGACCUUCCAGUAGUUGUAACCCCCCCCCCUUUCCAGUAGUUGUAACCCUCCCUUAGGAUCAUCCUGGUUACGCCUAUGUAUGUUAAUGACUUACUAAUCGUGGUAUUUUCUUUCUAUUAACUUCCUCUUUUAGUAUGGGCGUCGAAACGUUAAUAAAUUCAUUAUUUUGGUAAAAUUGUGGCUUAUUUCCCAUUUAAAAUAGUUCAUUAGUUACAUCAUGGUACUAAAAGUCUGUUUUAGGAAGCAUUAAAAUUAAUACUUUUUGGAGCUUCAGAGUGUCAUUAUCUAUAUAAUAUUCAUAUAAAAGUGGAUGAAGUUCUUUUUCGAACGCGAACCUUUUCAUUGUGAGCCGAUCUUGCGAAUCAAAGCGCGCUAUUAUUAUAUCUUCAUCUUGGCCAAAAAUAAACUUACGCACAUUUUGCUAAGCUCAGAAUGUUCCUUUUGAGUUUGUAUCUCAUUACUAUUAAUUAAAAUGUGAAUGUUAUUGCCCAAAUUGGCUUAAAUCCCUUAUAAACCAAUUAAUGUACAAAUGGUUUAAGAAAAUUAUAACUCAAAAACUCAAACGGGUAUAACUUUAAUACAAAUAAAGGUAAAAUAAUUUAACAAAUACUGUUUGAAAGUCUAUGAAUUAUGCUUUCAAAUAACACUACGUAAAGCUCAUUUAUAUUCACAGAAGCCGAGUGACCAUCGAAAAAGCUUCGAAAAAUAAAUUUUCAAUUUGCAAUAUGCACUAAUUUUACAAUAUCUUGAGUUGUAACUAUGUCUUUGAUUUAAGUUUAGUAAACGCCAUUUUCCUUGUCUUUUGUCACCCACGAAAUUCUUAGUCAGCAGAAAAAAAUACAUAGAAAUACAUUUGAUUUUGCUCAUUUGAAUUAAAAGGCCACGUUGACCUUUAUUUGGAGCCUAGACUAUGUGGACUUUAUUAGAUUUAUGCUAAAGCAUCGAAUCUAGUUCCGUUUUAAUGUAAAAUUCAGAUAAGACAACGCAAAACUAACUCGUUAAAUGUUAUGAAUGUUUUUAUUGUUCCGUCCGAUGUUUGUGAAUAUUAUGCAAACUUAGGCUUGUGGUAAAAAUUUAAAUAUAUUAAUGUUCGUCCAUUAGAAAA
Diabrotica virgifera virgifera (western corn rootworm) is the source of this 7313-nucleotide messenger RNA. RefSeq names its product probable tubulin polyglutamylase TTLL2. Gene Ontology annotation, biological process: protein polyglutamylation; microtubule cytoskeleton organization. Bases 211 to 1881 code for a protein of 556 amino acids. The transcript is spliced from 12 exons. The record is from RefSeq and is a predicted model, not a curated record. Gene Ontology annotation, cellular component: cilium. Lineage: Eukaryota; Metazoa; Arthropoda; Insecta; Coleoptera; Chrysomelidae. Gene Ontology annotation, molecular function: tubulin binding; tubulin-glutamic acid ligase activity.